Messenger RNA from Dentiscutata erythropus, 230 nucleotides. Lineage: Eukaryota; Fungi; Glomeromycota; Glomeromycetes; Diversisporales; Gigasporaceae. The record is from the annotation of a GenBank genome assembly.
AUGACGAUAAUGUAAAUGGCGAUAAUGAUGAUAAUGUCGAUGGAAUAACGCCAUCGAGGUUAAGAUUAUUCGAACAACAUCUUGAUCGUGUGACAUCUUCGCCAGAUUUUGAUGGUCAAAGAUUAUUUACUACUUUAAUUCAAGAUAUCAAUAACGAAUUACCGGAAGACCAACGAUUUACCACGGAGGAAGCUCAAGCAGCAUUAAAGAAGAUGGAAGAUGUGAAUAAG